AUGCAGAAGGCUGCUUACUAUGAAAACCCAGGACUCUUCGGAGGCUACGGCUACAGCAAAGCCACUGACACUUAUGGCUACGGCACUCCCCAUCAGCCUUACCCACCCCCUGCCGCUGCCAACUCCCUGGACACUGAUUACACGGGCUCCGCCUGUUCCAUCCAGAGUUCCGCACCUCUGAGAGCCCCAGCCCACAAAGGAGCUGAACUUAACGGCAGCUGUAUGCGUCCUGGCACUGGGAACAGCCAGGGUGGGGGGGGUGGCAGCCAGCCUCCCGGCCUGAACUCAGAGCAGCAGCCACCACAACCCCCUCCUCCGCCACCAACCCUGCCCCCAUCCUCGCCCACCAAUCCCGGAGGUGGAGCGCCUGCCAAGAAGGCCAAGGGUGGGCCCAAUGCUUCUGGCUCUUCAGCCACCAUCAGCAAGCAGAUCUUCCCCUGGAUGAAAGAGUCCCGACAGAACUCCAAGCAGAAGAACGGCUGUGCCGCUGCAGGAGAGCUGCGAGGAUGCCCGCCGGGCCCCAGCGUCCAAGCAGGUGCGCACGAAGCCUACACAGCGAGUGCGCAGCUGGUGGAGUUGGAGAAGAAUUCCACUUCGCCCGCUACUUGUGCCGGCCCACGGCAGCGUGGAGAUAGCCAACCUGCUGAACCCCUCACCGGCGCCAGAUCUGGUUCCAGAACCGGCGCACAUGAAGUACAAGAAGGAAGGACCAAGGCCAAGGGCAUCCUGCACUUUCUCAGCGCAAAGCGCUACGCGGCAGCGGUUCAAACCCCACCCCAUGGCCAGCAACGGCGGCGGCGCCAGCGCCAACCUGCAGGGGGAACGGCCGAUUGUGCGUGGAGGGGCAAUUUCGUCGACUCCAUGCCCGUCGAGGGGCCGUGUCAACCUGAACCCACCCUCUCGCAUCCGUCUUCGGCCAGCGUGGACUACAGCUACUUGCCGGGGUCCGGCAACCACCACCAUGGACCGUGCGACCCUCAUCCCACCUACACAGAUCUCUCGGCCCACCACUCGUCUCAGGGACAUGCAGGCUAA
Molecule: messenger RNA, 1035 nt
Organism: Puma concolor (puma)
Lineage: Eukaryota; Metazoa; Chordata; Mammalia; Carnivora; Felidae
Source: RefSeq, a predicted model, not a curated record